Podarcis muralis (Common wall lizard) is the source of this 2771-nucleotide messenger RNA. RefSeq lists its product as uncharacterized. Gene Ontology annotation, cellular component: chromosome, centromeric region; kinetochore. NCBI's taxonomy places the organism in Eukaryota, Metazoa, Chordata, Lepidosauria, Squamata, Lacertidae. Gene Ontology annotation, biological process: meiotic sister chromatid cohesion. The record is from RefSeq and is a predicted model, not a curated record.
AAACCCAAACGCGGUUUUUGCUUAUAGAGUGUUGCAGAGGAAUUAGCAGAAAGGAGAGGCGAGAGGGAGAGCGAGGGCGGACUUUCUUUAUCCAGGGCACUAAGGGGUUCGGGAACCCCCUAGCACAUCUUUGUUGCUCUUGUUGUUUUCUUUCAAAAUGAAGUACUAACUACUGGCCCGCUUUUUGGAGGAGGCUGAGGCCGCUUGGAGGAUUGAACUGGGCUGCCUGAGGGAGGGUUCUUUCAUUUUUUGAAUGAAAGCGGACUGCCUGAAAAAUGUCACUUCAGGCACUUGAAGAAACAUCCAUUUCCUUCACAAGUGAAGUCAGGGAACGGAUGAAGGAAAAGAAAAAUGGUUCAUUGAAGACGGCAAAGCUGAAUGCUUCUCUUGCAUCAAAGAUCAAAACAAAAACAAUAAAUAACUCCUCUAUAAUUAAGUUCUCCCUAAAACAGAACAACAAAGCGUUGGCUUUAGCUCUCAAUGGUGCAAAGGGAGCUAGUCAAAGACUAACUGCUGAAAAGAUGCUACUGCAAAAAGAAGUGGAGUCAUGUCACUUUGAAAAUGCCUCACUGCGCCGAAAGCUUUUCUCUGUGAACAAAUCUAUUCACGAACUGCACCAAUAUAUGAACAGCCACUUGCAAAUAGCAAUCAAGCUGAGCAGGCCUCAGGAUGAAGAGGAAGGCACUGCAUUGGCACCUGAUCGGGACCCGCCUUUUGGUGGAAACCUUUUGAGAACACAACAAUGUCCCAGGAGCGGCUUGCUGUCCGUCCUGAGUAACAGUUCACCUCUGCAGCACUGUGAGGUGACUACGGCACCACUCAUUGGUAGCGUGUUGUUAUCAGGUGGUCACGUGACUCAGAGGAAGAAACGCAGAAUAAGCUCAUCAGCUGCAUCUGGAGGUGAUUCUCAAAAGAAGUCCUCAGAGAUGCUUCAGUGGACAAAGGAAUCGGAGCAGGCUGUUAAAGAGUGUUUUGAAGUCUGUCAGGUUGGUGAGCUUUUGGCACCAGACACCAAUGAUAAAAGCUGUGAGACGAUCAAAGCCAAUGAAACCACAGCUGUAAAAAAAGUGAGUAUGGGGAAUGUGCACAGGAGGUCUUCUGCUGUCAGGCAGUCCAAAGGACAUUUGGUUAAUUAUAACAGUGGAAUAAGGAAUACUUUUGUGGUAGUACCAUACAAAACCUCUGAAUCGAACAGUAGCGCGAUGACAAUUCCGGAGCCUGCACGUCACACUGAAGAGUCAGGUCAAGUCGAUUCUCUGGAAGAAAGACCACCACUGAACAGCUGCGGUCAGGAGGCGGCGGAUAGUACCCAGCAGCCUGAUAAAGGCAGAGGUUGCAGAUUGACAUAUGUAGUGCACCAGACUAUUCCAAAGCAGGUAGAUGACUGCAACACUUUGACUCAGGAAAUUGAAAAAAGAACAUUCUUGGAAAAAAUGAAGAAUUCAGAAAGUCAGUUCCAAAAUCCAGAUACUAUCUCAUUAAGCAAUAAACUACAAGAUAAAAAGAGCCAUGCCUGCAAUGUGAAUCAUACUUCCCAGUGUUCUGAUAAAACCAGGAGUUGUAGAAGGACCUCUGUGUUAGAGCUAGGCCCUUUAGAUUAUCAGAACAAUUCUGCUCCCCUUGCACAUGAAGGAAAUUCACCAUCGGAAAACUUAGAGUUUAGUUUGUUAAGCAACAAGGCACCACUGCAUGCUCUUGGUACAAAACAGUUGGUUGGUUUCCAAAAGCAGAUUCCUGGCGAAGAAGCAACACUGGAUCUAAAUGUGAAGCAUAAAAAACCCAAGAAGACGACCCAGGAAAUUUGUUUAGAACAGGAGAUCAGUGAGAUGGAGCUAAAGAGCUUCAGUGUUGAUGUGCAGCCUCAAGAAACCAAGGCUAAAGAAGGGCAUAAACACAAAACAGUUAAAGUAGGCAAGGAUAAUGCAGGGAAAGAACAUGGGGAAACAGACACGGGUCUGAGUGCUCAAAGAGCCAAUAAAAGGAAGAGGAAGAAUUUGAGUUUCACUUCUCAAUCAACAAGUCAAGCAGAUGCAACCCCUGUUUUCUCUCUAGGGAAUGUGCAUUCCGCAUUUCGAGAUUCAGGUUCCAGGACUCAGCAAGAUUCUUUCCAUAAGGAUCUUCCUAAGGCUUUGCCUCAGGCUGAUUCUGUGGCUGUAUGUCCCAAAACUCCUGAGUCUUCUGCAGUUGGUCUUUCUAAGACCACCUUACCACGUUCUUGUAGUUCUGUUCAGUCACAUUAUGCACUUCAAGAUCAAGUGAGCCCAGAAAGAAACUCGUCUCUGCCCAAAGUCUCAACAGCCUUAAAAAACGAUUCAAAGCAUGUGGCUUCUGGCAGAUGUGAGAAAAAGACAGCACAUGCAAUUCCUGAAACCUUGCAAAACACAGCACAAGGUAAAGACCACAAGGUCCUGCAAGAUUCAACCAAUUCUGUACCUCUGGAAUCACCUCCAACACGGCCAAGAAGACAGACAAAAGAAGUUCACUAUGCACUGCCCAAGAUUAACACCAAACUGAGGAGCGGUGACCCAUUUACAUUUUCUAUCUACCCCGGGUCCCCUGUGUACAACACUAAAAGAAAGAAGUUGACCAGAGGAUCUGGAAAGUCCAAGGAAACCUAAAAAGAGGAAAUUGACCCUUUUGUGAAUUCACGGUUUUUAGUAGGAAACAAGUUUGUUACUGUUUAAAAAAACUUUGGGGUUUCCAGUAUUCCCCCUUACCUAGUCUUUUUUGUUCUGGUAUUUCAUUUCAGAAAUAAAACAUUUCCACCUGAA